AACUGUAGUGGUUUGACUGUGAUUCAGCAAAACGUAAAGCAUAAUUAUGGACAGAUCAUGAGUGGGAUGUAAAGGAUCCUAAAAGACAUAUGGCAAUUAGACUGAAGAAAGAGCCUUCAUUAUUGGUUUCCUUUCAUACACCAUAUAAAAAAGAGAAAGCUUUAUAUGAAAGAUUCAAGUAAGGACAUAAUUGGUGAUUCAGAGCACCAUGAAAGGCACCAAGGAAGAAAACUUUCUGAUUCAAAGAUAAUUCAUGAAGAUAACAGGGAGGGUCCACCAGAUGAAAGCUGUGACUUAGAGGUUAUAAAAGGAAUAGAAGAAAUUUACUACAGUGAAGCGGAUUUUGAUAUGAUAGCAUAUGAAUUAAAUAACAUGCCUCCUGUCAUUGAAAUGAGCAAGCUUGAUGAAUACCGGGAUUUUCUGCGUAAGCAGUCAUACGCGGUAACAAGAGAGCUAUCAAGGAAAAUUUUGAAAAAUCAAGCAGCAUACGUUCGAGAAUUAGAAAGAGUUAUCGAUCUUCAGUCGAGUCUUCUCAAAGCCACCAGUAUUUGCAGCAAAGGAAGAAGCCAUUUGUCACGUGCUAAAGAAGAAGCCACCAUGAGAGUUCUUACUGUGCUUUCAAAGCAUCGAAGGAAGGUGCUCCUUCUAAACUUGAUGAAAUCCCUCCGUUUUAUCAAGACUCUACAGCAAACCGAUGUUCGCUUGAAAGAGCUUUUGGAGGAGAACAAUUAUCCAACUGCAAUUCAGAUUUGUUUGGAAUGCCAAAAGGCAGCAGAAACAUUUCGGCAAUAUGUUUGCAUUAGGGAGCUGAGCUCAGACCUUCAGGAGACGUUAGACCAAAUUGAGGAACAACUAGACGUCGCCCUUUCAAAAGUUUGCAACGAUUUCAAUGAAAAGCAGUAUGAAAAGUUGCAAUCUGCCUAUAUGUUAUUGGGGAAAACACAGACAGCCAUGGACCAACUCCAAAUGCAUUAUCUGAAUACAAUAAACAAUGUGGCAUUGCAAGUGAUAUCAGAUCAUUUAACACUCACAAAUGCGAUGCCCAGUCAACAUGAAGAUCUCAAUUUCUCUUCUCUUUGCAAAAGUAUGCAACCAGAACAGUUUUAUGCAUGCUUGAUCGAUCUAUGCAAGCAUUUCUGGGUUGUGAUCGCAAGUUACAGACAGGCAAUGCAAUGGCAUAUCAACUUCGACGAAUCUCUCGAGCAAAAGAAGCAGGAUGUUGUUGUUGUGAGGUCGCCGGUGACUAGUGGGUCAGAAGAUGACGCAGAAAAGCCCAACGGUGACAACAAAGUGAAGCACAUGUUCGACCGUCAGUAUGUAAAGAGCAAGUUGGACCAAGGCCUCAACAGAAUUUGGCAGGACAUUCAACAGAAAGUCAAGACAUUGGUUUUGGCCACAGAUCUCGCCUACUUCAAAUACGAUGAUUUCAUUCGUGUCCUCGAUGUGCUAAGUCGCCUGAUAAGCAUUGGUGACGAGUUUUGUAACAGUAAAUCGCAAAGUUUGCAAGAGUGCAUUCGCAUCCAAACAAUCAAUUACUUCAAAGCCUAUCACAGAGCCACUCUUGAUGAAUUGAAGAUGUUUCUAGAAAAUGAAGUUUGGGCCUUAUGCCCUGUGCAGACGAAUUUUGGAAUUUUUUCUCUACCGGAGUUCGACUUCAUGCGACCGUCACUAGCUUUGAAAAAGAGUCAGCAACACACAACCUCGGAACCAAAAAAACCCGACACAGGGUUUUUUGCAGCCUUCAAAAGCGACGGAAAGACUCCAUUCGAUGAUCUCCUUGUUACUGAAUGCACGAAACAAGAAACUGAACAGGAUCGGGCCCAGGAUCGACAAAAAGAAAUUGAAAGGAUUUAUGGGUACAAUGAUGAAGACGAUCUUGAUGAUGAUGAUGACGAGCCAGAUGAACUGAAGUUGGAUUAUGUCGACGAAAAAACGGGCGAUGAAGCAGAAAGCAGGCCUAUGCAGAGUACACGGCCGAACAAGAAGAUAUCAAAAAACAGUCCUAUCAUUUCUAAUACAACUCUUAAUGUUCUGCGCUCAUUUGGAAAGUACAUGCAGAUGAUGUCAGUGCUGAAACCAAUUGCAUUUGAUGUUGUCAUUUGCAUGUCACAGUUGUUUGACUAUUAUUUAUUUGCCGUGUACUCUUUCUUCGCAUCCAGAUGGUCUGAUGCAACAGUGGAUGUCGAUGCAAACUCGAAUUCUGGGUUGAGCAGCAAAUUGACCAUGUCUCUCAAACGGAUUUCAAAUAACAUCAUAUUAAAGAAGGAUGGAGUGUUGAAUCAAGGCGAUCUGAAGAUACCACCGCCAUCUUUGUCGCCAAUGGUAGAUCUGUCGAACCCCAAAGAUCUGUAUGGUCUACACCACAGGGUUGUUGCCAUGGAAUCGCUGGUAUUUCUCGCGAAGCAGUUGAAGGCAUUACAUAGUCAUCUAGACUCGCUCAUACCUGUAAACAAGAGAGCAUUCUUGUCUCAAUUUUUUUCUCAGACUGUCGACGUGACUGAAGAGCUGAGAACGCCAGUGUACAAAGCUGUUGCAGAUUUAGCUAUCCCUUUUGAUCAGACAAUUCAGUCGAUGUCUUUGGUGAGGUGGGAUAUUAAAGAAAUUAUGUCACAGCAUAGCAGAUAUGUCGAUGAUCUCAUAAGGGAAUUCCAACUUUUGUCUAACAGUCUUAACUCCACUUCAAGCCUUGUCCCGAUUCCAGAGGAAGUGAACGUGAUAAUAUGGACACACGUUGUUUACAUGUCAAAUAGAACGUUUGUUGAAGGAUUUGCAAAUGUCAAGAAAUGCACAAAUGAAGGACGAGCAUUGAUGCAACUCGAUUAUCAACAACUAUUGAUAAAACUUGAAAGAAUCGCCCCAGUAAGGCCAAUCCCUGGUCGCGAACUCGUUGAGAGCUUCGUUAAGGCAUUUUAUUUGAACGAGCAAGACCUGGAAAGAUGGUUAAAAGAACAUCCUGAAUACUCCCUUCGCCAGCUGCGAAAUCUAGUCACCUGUGGUACUGGUUCGCAUAUUACUAAAAAGACCAAAAACAGGCUGUUGGAUAUUCUUGAAGAUUCUGAAAGAUCCAAGAGCAAGUGAAACAUUUAAAUGCCUGUCUAGUGUUGUAUUUCUCAUAAUUUUUUCUGAAUCUUAAGAUAUCGUCUAUAUAAAGCAAGACCAAGAUUUUGGUUUAAUUAAUCUUAAGGAUAAUCAAAUAUUGAUAUUAAAUUGACUUGGUUAUGGAGUUAAUUGUUGAAAAUUUGCUUGCAACCUACCUUGCCGAGAAGCUAUUUUUUAAUUUUUUGGCAACUUGAUAAUUCCCAGAUGUUUAAGAAAAUCAGUUUGAAAUAUGAAACACGUCAAGCAGGCUUCGAUAAGUAAAUCUCCAAUCAGCUUGUUUGUUUCCUUGGAAAUGUAAAAGGGUGAUUUGCUUGGAAAUGUAAUUUGAUUUCAAGUAAUGUGCUACGAACGAACGUGUUUAAAAAGUUUUGACCAGCUUUAUUUAAAGGAUUGCCAUAUAGCUGCAAGUUCCCAUUCUGUAAAAUUGUAAUAUCAAGGAUGCAUAUAACCGUACCGAAUAUAUUUCAAUGCAUAACGUGUUUUAUUGAUGUUUGUACCACAUCAAGAAGCAUGCAUGAAGCGAGGUUUAUUUAAGGUUUAGCUAUCAAGAUUUAGCUCGACUGUCUUCGCAUGUUGUUUUCAAUUUCUGGAAACAACCAAAGCUUGAUGGGAGCAACAUCCUCUGCAUACCGUAAGCAGCGCUCCCCGCUUUUGUAGUCAUCGUUGCUUUGGGCGUUUGUGCCAAGUACAUAUGCUUUCGGUCAGUUAUUUUUAUUACUUUAUAGUUACUGAUAAGAUGUUUUUUGGUACUUUUUCAAACAUUAAGUGUUGGCUAAUGCUUGUUUUAUAUACAUAAUGUUCCUUAAUGUUAAGUUAUGCCGAAUUUAAUUCUUAAUUUUCAGAAUUGUUUUAUUUAAAAUUUCAGAAAAUUAAAUGAUAUAGAAAUUUCUGCGGUCAAAUUCCAUGUGGAAAUUAGUCUUUGAUUAUCAAAAUUUUAGUUGCAAUGUCAAUGAA
Messenger RNA from Rhopilema esculentum, 4053 nucleotides. The record is from RefSeq and is a predicted model, not a curated record. Lineage: Eukaryota; Metazoa; Cnidaria; Scyphozoa; Rhizostomeae; Rhizostomatidae.